CGCGCUCGCUCACUUGCUCUAGAGGCCUAGACGCCUGGAUACAGCUGGCUUCGAUGGCCUAGCCGUCUCGUCUUCAAAAGUUCCGAAACCCGCCGCGAGCGCUACUAACCCCGCUCUCCCCCCAAUUCCAAGAAAAGAAAAGAGAAGAAAAUCCCAAAUCCUCGCCGGCCGCCGCGACGCCGUCGUUGCCCUAACGCGCGCCGACGCCGUCCGCCGUUCCGCCCGCCCGACCGGGACCCCUCCGCCCGCCCCCGCCCCGGCCGCCGGUAGCCUUGCCGCGGUUUCUUGCAGCGGGGAGGUCGGCGGCGACUACGAGGAGGACGCGGAGCGCAUCGCGUGAAGGGUGCGGCAAAGCAGCAGCCGCACCACGCGCACCGCCGCUCCGCCUGACCGGGAACCCUUCAACGCCUUGCCUCCGGUAAUCUUGACGCAGCCACGCCUUUUAUUGCAACCGGCGGCGACUGCGAGGAGGAAGCGGAGCGCGUCGCGGGACACAACGCGCGCCGACGCCGUCCGCUGCUCCGCUCCACCGGAGAGUCACCUCCGCUUGAUCCCACUCCGCCCCGUCGACGCCGAGGACCACCGAGCCGGCUUCCGCCCCGUCCACGCCGACCUGUUGCGAUGGGGAAUGCGGCCUUCCAGAGGAACGGCGGUGGCGCUGGAGCCACCGAUGAGGAGAACUCUUUGGCUACCGCAGUUGCGGAUGCGGCUGCGAGGGGCGCCAGGCAGGCCAUCAUUGACGCGGUCCACGAGGCUCAGCAAGAAGGCGCGGUGGGAGGCCAGGAGAUCGACCCAGAAGCUUUGGUGGCCGCUGUGCUGCCCCUUUCGCGUGCUCAGGCCGCCGCCGCCGCUGGCGCGAAGCGCGGUAUCGAUGAAAUGGUGCGGGAUCUUGAACCUGCCAACCGAUUUCCAUACGAUCUCAAGAGGCUGAAGGUUGCGGCUGCCUCUGCAGCCAGCGCGGGGGUGAAAGCAGCCGUACUGAUGACGGGGCAGCAGGCCAUGGGGGAGAUUGACCAGGACACGGCAGCAGCAGCAGCAGCUACUGGGGCUUGGGUAACCUGCUUCUUCUCAGUACAGACAGGUCUCGUCGCGGCCCCAAAUGCUAGCAAGUAUACGGCUUUACUUGGGCCUAUGUUUGGGGGGUCCUUUCCCACAUCUGCUGCGGCCUACCACUUGCUUAGUACUCACUCAGAUAUUGUGAAACUCUGUGGCUUUGGUGGAAUCACUCUGGGUGUCUUUGUGAUAUCGUCUGGUUUGGCUGCUGGUUUUCUAGGCAUAUCUCCGGGAUCAGUUUGUUACACUCGGUUUGCUACCCUUGCAGCACUGGUCAUUGUGUUGAGCCUUUUCAGUUGUGCGCUAUAUACAAUCUUCCAUUCACUAGUGUACAAGAUCACAUGUGCAAUCGUAUGUGGAGUGACGAUCGCUAUUUUCAUGUUCCUAUGGUUGUAUUUUGGAUGGUAGCUGAUGUUCUCUUCUUGACAUGUCUCCAUUAUGCAAGCUUGCAGAGCUGAUUGUUGUGCGAGUGGUCAAUGUGGAGCUGAUUGUAUAUUCUUCCUGAUGGAUUCACAUACGAUGCUCAGAUCUUGGCUGGGCCAUUUUUUGGUAGUUUUAAUCGUACAUAUACUGUGACGUUGGAAGUCAGAGAUGUAUAUUCUUCCUGAUGGCAUGAUCCGUUUUACUCGUGUUGCUGAGGAUCUUGUUGUGCUGGGUCAUUCUUUUUUACAUUGGAGACGUGUUUCAUUGUUCAUAACCUCCAACAUGGAACUUGCAAAUUUUGCACGUGAAUGAAAUAUACAUAUAAUGAUU
Molecule: messenger RNA, 1806 nt
Organism: Phragmites australis (common reed)
Lineage: Eukaryota; Viridiplantae; Streptophyta; Magnoliopsida; Poales; Poaceae
Exons: 4
Coding region: 622-1461 (279 amino acids)
Source: RefSeq, a predicted model, not a curated record